This is a messenger RNA of Cajanus cajan (pigeon pea), 785 nucleotides long. NCBI's taxonomy places the organism in Eukaryota, Viridiplantae, Streptophyta, Magnoliopsida, Fabales, Fabaceae. The record is from RefSeq and is a predicted model, not a curated record.
UAAUAAUAAUUAAAAAUAAAGAAAGGUUACUCUCUAAAAUAAUAGAGAAAUUAAAAGAGAAAAUAAAAGUUGGACGGCCCAACUUUUCCGACCUAUUUUUUUUUCCUGCAACCGUUCAAUCCAGCCGUCACCGCCUGCCUGUCUUCCCUCUUAGAAGAAGACAGGUCAGUAGAUGCCGAAGAAGACAGAGCCACCGUCGGAGAAGACAGAGCCGUCGUCGUAGGAGACAGAUUGACGGAUAUCCACCGAAAAAAGAAGAGAAAAUCUGUCGCCCACCCGCGAUCGCGCUGCCACGCUCCGCCGCAUUCGCGGCCGCUCCGACCUCUCCUUUAAAGCGCUCCGCAACAAACUUUCUGAAGCGGCACGGAGCCGCUCCGACGCGCCGCGGUAGCGGCCGCGACAAGCGCUAUUGACUACUAAUGAAAGAGUUCAGAUCUUAUAAUCCUCAAUUGGGUCGUAUGAAGGACAGACAACUGAAGAAAAGGUUGAAAUACAUGGUUGAACCAGAUCAAAAUUGCGAGACUAGGGUUGAAGAUGUUGCUUGCCUUUGCUCUCUUUCAGAGUCUGAGAUUGACAUGCUGAUUAGUUUGAAAUUGUUGAUCAUUCGGCUUGCAAAAAUGAUAGGUUGUAAGAAGCUAGCAAAUAAAUUCAACCUUAGAAUGAUUCGAGCCAUUGCACUUGUUUUGAUAGAACAUCUCAAAGCAGAGGUAAAAGAUUCAUCACUUAUCCCCAAUUUGGCAACCUUUCGCUCUACAAAGACCUCACAAACACUCAAGAAACUAUAA